CUCUCCCAAACCUCCCCAAAUCCCCCAAUCCCAAUGCCCUCCCAGUCCCAUCCCUAGCUCGCUCCACCCCAAUCCCCCACCCCCACCAUGGCCCUCUCCUCCCGCGCCGCCGCCUUCCCCCACAUCUCCCUCCCCUCCCCUCGCCCCCGCGUCUCCCUCCGCCCGCCACCCCCGGCCCCGCGCUCCCUGCGCCUCGACCGCGUCGUCGCCGACACCACCGCCGAGCUGGGCCUCGAUGGCGGCGGCGGCGGCGGGCUGCUCGCCGCCGCCAUCGAGCACCUCGAGCGGGAGCCGGCGUUCGCGGGGGAAGGGGAGGACGCCGCGGCGGCGGCGUCGGCGCAGCUCGCGGCGCUGUCCCCGCGGGAGCUGCAGCUGGUGCUCGUCUACUUCGCGCAGGAGGGCCGCGACGCCUACUGCGCGCUCGAGGUGUUCGACUGGCUCCGCCGCGCCAACCGCGUCGACGGGGAGACCAUGGAGCUCAUGGCCGCCAUCGCCUGCGGGUGGAUCGAGCGCCUCGUGGGCGGCGGCGGGGACGUCGCCGACGUCGCCGCGCUGCUCGGGGAGAUGGACUGCGUCGGGCUCCGCCCCGGGUUCAGCCUCGUCGAGAAGGCCGUCGCGCUCUACUGGGACCGCGGCGACAGGGGCAGCGCCGUCGACUUCGUCAGGGACGUCCUCAGGAGAGGGGGCGUCGGCGUCGGCGUCGGCGACGGAGGGGAGUAUGGCGGUGCUAGCGACGGCGAGCGCGGAGGGCCCGUCGGAUACCUCGCGUGGAGGAUGAUGAUGGAUGGGGAUUACCGGGAUGCUGUUAAAUUGAUCAUUGAAUUUAAGGAGAGUGGCUUGCAACCUGAAGUGUAUAGUUAUCUUAUUGGGUUGACUGCCUUGGUUAAAGAACAAAAGGAAUUCUCAAAGGCAUUGCGGAAAUUGAAUUCAUCGGUGAAGGUGGGCUCGAUUUCCAAACUUGACUCUGAGACUAUGCAUAGUAUUGAAAAUUACCAAUCUGAAUUAUUAAGUGAUGGUGUUCUUUUAUCAAAAUGGGCAAUUGAGGAAGGCAGCAGUGAUGUCCUAGGACUUGUGCACGAGAGGCUCCUUUCAUUGUACACUUGCGCUGGUUGUGGCUUAGAAGCUGAGCACCAACUUUGGGAAAUGAAGCUUCUUGGUAGGGAACCUGACACACAGCUCUAUGAUGUUGUUUUGGCCAUCUGCGCUUCUCAGGGAGAAGUUGCUGCCGUCCGUCGAUUGCUCGCUGGAGUCGAGUCAACCAGUGCUGGAAGAAGGAAGAAGUCUCUGUCAUGGCUUCUACGAGGCUAUGUCAAAGGCGGCUUUUAUCUGGAGGCCUCGGAAACACUCAUGAAGAUGCUUGACAUGGGCUUGUAUCCAGAGUACCUAGACAGAGCAGCUGUGCUGACCGCCCUGCGGAGAAACAUACAGGAAUCUGGCAGCCUGGAGUCCUACAUGAAACUCUGCAAGCGACUCUCCGAAACUGAUCUGAUUGGACCGUGCGUCAUAUAUCUAUACGUGCGCAAGUUCAAACUAUGGAUGAUGCACAUGCUGUGAGCCUAUCUGGCUCUGAAGUUACUUAUGCUCAUGUGAAGCUGGAGCUUCAAAUGCUUUUGAGGGCUCUGGUGAAGGAGACGCUAGAAGACUCUGACUGGGAGGGUGAAGCAGCUGGUACAUAUUUACGGUUCCUUGUAUAUUUUUGGCUGAAAAGGAGCUCGAUUCGAGUUGUUCAUCCUCGUCGGAGCUAUUUGUUGGACGAGACUACGAGAGUACAUACAGAAUUUGUAAAUCUUCAGUGCUGCCAUCACCGGUUGGUGGUGAAACGAGGACAAUAGUUGGUGUAGGGUAUCGUACACGAGACUGUCGAUCAAUGUACACUUUGCCUUUCGGACCUUCUAAUUGUAUAGUCCUGGUAUAUAUGGGAAAAGAAAAGGGAGCAACUUGUAAAGUUAAAUGUAACAUAUACAUCAGGAGUGGCAUGGCGUGGCAGUGGCGACCGAGCAGAGAUAUGCACUGCAGGUGAGGUACGAUAGGAAGAGAGGUCAUCUGCAUCGCGAAUUCACGAUUCCUAGUUUAGUUUAUUAGGUAGUAGGGUUUUUCAUCUUAAAAAAGAAUGAAGCGUACUGCUUACUGAA
This is a messenger RNA of Oryza sativa Japonica Group (Japanese rice), 2132 nucleotides long. Its product is annotated as pentatricopeptide repeat-containing protein At2g30100, chloroplastic. The record is from RefSeq and is a predicted model, not a curated record. Gene Ontology annotation, molecular function: protein binding. Lineage: Eukaryota; Viridiplantae; Streptophyta; Magnoliopsida; Poales; Poaceae.